CGCUCCGUUGUAUGGGGACUCCCUGUCCAGCUCAAGAGGGAACAAUGAUCCCGUCCAUGCUCUUUUCUCUCCCCUGAUUCUUCUGGACCGUCCAGUGACGUUCUUUCCUCCUCCCGCCACUUCCCCCCCUCUCCGCCCCCUCGCCGCGCCAUACUCCUACUCAUGCUUAUUGGUGACGAUUUGCAGUUCGCGCCAGCUCUCUCGAUGGUGCUAGCUUUCUCCUCAUAGCCAGCCAUGUCCAUAUUCCAAUCAGCCACCUCCGCCGUCUCAGCUUCGAUAUCCGCCGCCCAGUCCCUGAACACUACGACACCGCCGGUCGCCUCUCAGUCCCUGUUGUCCUCCUCAUCGAGCGAACUGCUCUCCCUUCCACUCCGUGGCCUGCACCGAGCAGAGGCAUUUGCGUUUUCGACCUUGCCUACACAGAUCGCUAGAAUAGUUGGGUUGCAGGAUAUGGCGACGCGUUUCUGGGGGACAGCUCCCGGUACCGGGCUGGAAGGUGAUGCGGUGGUACUGGCAACGCAGACAGCAGCCGAGGUUGCCAGAGAGGGUGUGGUAGAAGCCGCUGCCCAAGCCGAAUCUGGCCUUCAUUUCUCCGAUAUAUUGCAAGCGUUUGUGAAAUUCAGUGGUUUCUUCUCCUACCUGACGAGUCGGUGGUCUUUGGCAUGCUUCACGGUGGCUCUCAUUCUCAAUAGGAUUACCAUCUAUGCUUCCACGCGACGGCACCUCAACUUAAACUGGACCCGGCGGUUGGCUCUACGCAUCGUUCCCAUUGUCCUAUUUAUCACACAAAUCCACUCUCUUCUUCGAGCUAUUCGAUGCCAGACCUCCCCGGAGUACUCCCUUAUUCGCUACGGCACGCCAGGAAAGGGCUUCAUGUUCGAUUACUCUGGAGGUGGAGGCUUCCUGUAUUCCCUCAGUUCCGCCCUCCUGCCGUGGGAGACAGACGAGCAGUCUUGCAGCGCGGUGCAUAUGGCACGUCCUGUUAAUGCAUCAGACAUCUCGUACGGCUCUUUCCAGUUGUUAUGGCCAGUUUUCAUACGCCUUUGCCUUAGUCACUUCGUGGAAACCCUAUCUUGCGCGUUACAGGGAAGAGCGGUUGUCACGGAAGCCGGGAUGUCUAUUUUCGAGCAUUCACUAGCAUUUGCUGAGGCGGAGUCCACUAUCAGCCAUUCCCUUGGUCUUGGUAUGUUUGGACUAUCAAAGCAAGGUGCUGGGAAAGAUAUUCCUGGAGAGAGUGGACAGGCCACCUUUCAAUUACUCAGUCGAGGGCAGGCUCUAGAGCGAAUGAAUGUGACACCUGAGCUGCUACUGAUUGCGAUGAUAUCUUGUUGCAACAGUUUAACAUCAAAUGCUCUCGACGUCUUUGGCAAACAGAGCCGUUAUAGACUUGUGAACACCGCAUUUUGGGGCCUCUGUUUCAUGUCUGCGAUGGCAUGGGGCCUGUUCAGCGGUUCGGCAAUCGGGAGCGACAAUGUUGCUCUCAAGUUUCCGACUGUCUGCAUUGUGGGAUUUGUUCCUCACCUAGUCAUCCUGCUAGGAAUCAUUGUUUGUGCCAUUAUUUACGCCCUUGCCUUGGUUAUUACGGCAUUCUCGCUACCGACAGAAGGUCCAGGAAGUUUGACUCUUCGGGAAAAACUUUCCUUGGCCCAUGAGAACAUGCAAGGUGCCAACCAAAUUCACAGUAUUCGCAUCAAUUGGCACGAUGACUUCUACACCACACUGCUUAGAAUCGGGUACACCGCCUUGACGGCAGCUAGCGAGGCAGUGUUUCUCAAUGAGGGCAGGGGGGUGGUUGCACGGAGAAUGACCUGGUUGGAGCAGGAUAGACUGACGGAAUUCGAGUCGCUCCGGCGCAAGCCAUCGUCCUGGCAACGCCACGGCGAACGCUCCGAAGAUGUACAGUUUGUCAAUGAAGAGUUGAUGGACUUUGAUAUUCCCGAGGCGUCUCCGGAUUGGGAAAGCGGGUAUUUGCGGGAGAAGAAGAUUGAAAAGCCCAAGAAUGGCUCGAAGUCCGUUCGAACCCACACAGAUCCGGGCGGCGUUGGUGCAUUCAGAGGUGUUGUUCGAUGCUACCACGGAUUUGCUUUCUUUCGCGGCAUAUUUUACCUCGUGCUCAAGUGGACCGCCUACGGACUUAACGGAAUAUUAGGCCGGAUUGGUGUCAAAGCCCGCCCACAGUGGUUGAAAGCCAUGAUAGGGUCUGACAGGGAGACAUCGCAGGGGAAGGGGAAGAUUAACGGCUCGGGGCCAUUAGACUUUUGGAUACUCACCGACGAGGGAGUUCUGGAGCUCCCGGAUAACCAUGAAUUCGAUGUAGAGAAGGAGAUGAGAAAGAGGGAACGCAUUCAAGCGUCUCAGUGGGAGGAGUCGGAUGAACGUCGGCUCGACGACAAGCUCUACGGUUGGUGGAAAGCUGGUGGCUCGUGGGGGGAGCAAGACCAGAGCACUGAUUAUGCUCCGCCUGUCGAUGACUGGGAUACUACGAGCGUUGUUUCCAUGUCGACAUCAACGGGUGAUUCUGAGUGGGAGGGCUAUGAAUCAGACGGCCGUCGGACUCCCACUCAAAAAGAUCCUUUCCCCGGACGUUUCUCCCGGGAAAGCACUCCCGUUCACGAGUCCCUAGUCGAUAUUGGCUCCUUUGCGCGCCUUCUGGACCCUCGCGAUCAAGAGAGCAGACAAGAAGCACGAAUCUUGGCCGCGCAUCUUGCAGCUGGCCGAGACGGCCGAAUACUGACUCGCCGUCAGUUCCAACAGCAAGUUGAACGCGAGAGGGCACAGGUUCUCCUCACAUCACGGCUAGCACGGCUUGACAAGAAGAGUAGAGGUGACGAAAAGCGGAAACCUACUGCGGAAGCCGAAUCCGAGAUCCUCGAGAAGCUGAUUCUCUCGCGAAGAUCCGAAAUGUCUGGCGCCGCCGGAGACGAACAGACGUGGGAAUCCGGUGCCUCCGGUCUUGGGCCCAGUGGACCGCCUUGUGUCAUCUGUCAAACCAGCCCACGGUCUAUCAUCACUUGGCCUUGCCGGUGUCUGUGCAUCUGUGAAGACUGCCGUGUCAGUCUGGCGAUGAAUAACUUUGGAAGCUGUGUCACGUGUCGUCAAGAGGUUGGAGGGUUUGUACGGUUAUGGGUCCCAUAGGCCAUCUUCACUUGUUGUGUUCUCCACUUUACUUUCUUCCUUUCUCACGUUGCUUCUUCUCAAAUUCUUUUACUUUUUCCUACUGCCAUGGUGGGAUGUUCAUUGUGGUUAGCAUCCUUGGCAUAAUGUCAAUAAGCGGGACUAGAUAGAGUGCAUGCACUCUUCAUUAUAUGACAGUAUAUUGUAUAGUUGGUUGUUUGAUGAUGUCCUGUAAGGGAAUCCAGCAUUGUUACCCUAAUAAAUCCAUACAAUACGAAAG
Molecule: messenger RNA, 3394 nt
Organism: Aspergillus heteromorphus CBS 117.55
Lineage: Eukaryota; Fungi; Ascomycota; Eurotiomycetes; Eurotiales; Aspergillaceae
Product: putative ubiquitin-protein ligase (Asi3)
Exons: 2
Coding region: 235-3135 (966 amino acids)
Biological process (GO): protein ubiquitination; ubiquitin-dependent protein catabolic process
Molecular function (GO): ubiquitin protein ligase activity
Source: RefSeq, a predicted model, not a curated record